CCUAUUGUUGAGGAUGUCGAUAGCUGGGACUUCAAAGCUAAUUCUGUAGCCCGAACCAAUACCUGAGAGAAAGCGAAAACAUGUCGGGCACAAAGUAUCAGAUGCAUUUUGACGAGGAAGAGGUGCUGCCCUUCCCCGUCUUCAUUGCGGAGCUUGAGCUGCUUGUCGGCAACAGCAAGCGCGGCAAGCCUGAUGGCGUGCAACUAUUGGAACUGCUUCAAAAGCUUUUGGCUACGAUACCCCGAACAGACAAGGCAGUUGUCAAGCAGCAUCAGCGCCAGUGCGAGGCGAUGCUGUAUGACGUGCUGGCGCACGGCAUUGGGGCAGCUGUCCGCCGCCUGAUCUUCGACUGCUUCUGCUCGCUGUACGCGCACGGCGACUCAAUUUCCAUCUACACGCGUGUCAACUCGCUGCAGACCUACCUGUCCAGCAAGGAGGGCAUGAGUCGGUCCACGGCUGAGGAUAUCCGCGUGGGUCUGCUGGACCUGUUGGCACACCUGUACGGCGCGUACGGCAGGAUGCUUGCGAACUCGGCGCUGGAGUCGGUGAACAUUGCCUCGCGGACCGUGAGCAAGAGCGGCAACCAGACGGCCGUGCGUUGCGCGGCACUGCGGCUGGCGGGGGCUGCGGUGCGCGGGCUGAACCCGCUGGACCGCUCCGCGCCUGCGGUGCAGGGCGAGGCGUGGAACCUGCUGCAGCGCAACGCCAAGGACCGCACGACGGAGGAGGUGCGGGCUGGGUGCCUGACGCUGCUGGGUGCGGUGUGCGGCGCGGGCGGCGCGGCGCUGUGGCGUGAGGGCGCCUACUCAGCCGAGGAGGCGCUGCGGCUGUGCCUGGCGGCAUCGGAGGACACAGUGCAGGCGGUCCGUGACGCGGCAUUCCGGGCACUCGGCGAGCUGGCGAGCGCCUCCCGCAGCGCCGCUGCUGCUGAAGCGCUGAGCGCGGAGAAGCGGCCCGCCAAGAAGGCGGCAGCGGAGCGGGUGGUCAGCGGCUGCGUGCGGGCGGCGCUGGUGGCGCCGCUGAUUGAUGCGGCCCUGCAUGGGCGGCGUGAGGCUUGCCUGGGCAUGAGUGGCGCCUGGAUGGCGUACGUGGGGUCCCUGGCCCGGCACCGGGCGGGGCACGACCACACCGCGGACCUUAUGGAGGUGGCAGCAGUGCUGGUGGGCGCGGUGGGCGAGGCGGGCCGCAUGUCGGCGGAGGCCCGCGCGGCCUCGGCGCCGGAGCAGCACCUGGAGCUGGGCGCGGGGCUGGCAGGCGGCGAGCUGCCGGCGUUGCAGGCGUGUGCGCUGUACGUGCUGCGGCGCGGCGUGAUGUGUGCGCUGGCGGAGGCGGGCCAGCGCAAGCUGCUGGAGCGACUGGCCAACACGCUGGACAAGCGCCUGGCCACGCCGGCGGCGGUGGUCACGCUGGAGGCGCUGGCGACGCUGCUGGAGGCGGUGGGCGAGGUGCCGGACGACACGGCGGUCACACUGGAGCGGCUGCUGCAGCCGUACGUGACGUCCGCGUCCUCCGCCACGCGGCAGCAGGCCGCGGUGGCGCUGGCGUCGCUGGCGGCUGCGCACCCCGCCGCGGCCGCCCGCAUGUUGUCCGGCUGCCUGGACACAGUCGCCUCCUGUGCGGGGCAGAUGGCGGCGCCGCUGUCGCCAGUGGCCGCCGCCUCCAACCUGUCCGCGGCGUCCGCAGACGCUAACGGCGGCCUGCCGCACGUAAGCCGGUCGCCGUCCAGUUCGGCAGGCGGCGCGGCGGGCGUGGCAGCAGCGGUGUCGUCGCCGCGGCCGGGGACGCCGGCGGGCGGAGGCGCGGCUGCGGGCGGCGGUGCCCCGCGCGGGGGGCUGUCGCAACGCGCGCUGAUGGACACGUGUCACGGUGCGGCGCUGGCGGCGUCACGGCUGCUGCUGACGGCGGCGCACGCGCCGCUGGGCUGCCCGGCGCGGCUGCAGCGGCGGGCGCUGGCGCUGGCGGAGGACCUGGUGACGGGGCCAGGACCGGACGUGGCAGCCAACAGGGCUAUCUGCCGCGAGGUGGGCUUCCUGCUUCUGGGCUCGCUGUGCGCGCUGGGCGUGCCGCAGGCCGGCCGCGGCCCUGAGGCAAUGGCGGCACUGUGGGCGGGCGCGCUGGGCGAGGGGGGCCGGCGCGAGCUGGAUGAGCGGGCCUUCGCGCGGCCCGGCGGCGAGCUGGACUUGGCGGUGCAGCUGUGGUGGCGCUCCAUGGCGCUGCAGGCGUUGGGCGCCUACCUCAGCUCCAUCGGCUCCGGGGCGGGAGGAGGAAGCGGAGGAGCCAGGGCCGGCGGCGGCGGCGCCGCCUACCGGCCCGGCUCCAGCGCGGUCAUGCUGCUGUCGGGCAACGGCUCGGCGGCGUCAUUCUCGGCGCGGUCGGACUCGGGCUUGGGCGCGUCACGCGUGGGAUCAGCGGGCGCUGGCCUGGACGCCGACUCCACUGGCGGGUUUGAUCUGGUACAGCAGCUGGGGCCGCUGGUGGCGCCGCUGCUGGAGCUGCUGGACACGCAGCCCUACCUGCAGGACCCCGCGCGGGCACGCGGCGGCCCCGGCGGCGUACUGGCUGGCGCCGCCGCCACCUUCACAUUGUCGCUGUUGGAGCUGCACCUGCGGGCGCCGGGCGGCCGCAUCGCGCCCGGCUCCGGCCCCGUUGCAGUGCUGGCCAAGGCCUGCCUGCGGCCUUUUCGCAGCGGCCUGCUGCCAGGCGGCGCUGAUGCGCUGGCUAAUUGCGCGCUGCGUGGCCUACUGAGCUCCGACGACGCGCCGCUGGGCCCGUGGCCGCCCGGCAGGGACCCGCUUGAGGACGCGCUCAGGGCAUACACCGGAAGCCGCGGCGCCCCGCACCUGCCGCCGUGGAUGACGGCCGACGCAUACGCCGCACUGCUCACUGGCGGCGGCGAGACCGGCAGCGUCCUGGCUGGCGGCGGCGCAGCCGCACCGGCGCCAGGCAGCAGCGCCGCAGGCGCCGUCGCAGAGGCCGAGGCUGCAGGCGACGGCACCAUUGGAGGCGGAGGGGCUGGCAGCGGGGCUGGGGCUGGCGGCGCUGUGGAUGGGGCAGUGGUUGGAGGCGGUGCCGCUGGCGCCGGCGGUGUGGUGUCGGCGGCCGGCGGCGUAGUGGGGCUGUCCCACGCCACGUUCCCGCAGCCCAUGGGGCUGGAGCCGUCAUUGCUGACGGCACAGCUGGUGCUGCUGGGGCGGCUCGUGGCUGCGUCGCCGGUGCUGCAGCAGUUGCAGAUCUUGGAUGUCGUGCACAACGCUGUUCAAGCAUCUAAGACGCUCGCGCGCCAGAGCCGCGACGCCAGCGCCUGCCGGCGUCUGCCGCUGGCGGUGGCAGCAGCCGUGAUGUUGCUUGCAGGCUACGGCGCUGCAGCGGUAGCGGCACGGCGCAGCAAGUCACCGCUUGACCCUACCGAUAAGGUUUCGGACAAGCUGCUCUCAAUGGCGCAGGCGCUCAUGCCCGACGAGCACGCGCUCGCAACCGACGCCGCGCCGCUGUCAAGGGCUGCGGUCGAGGCCUUUGCAGCCUCCGCCGCCGCUGGGACGGACGCCUGGGCAGCGCGCGUGGUGCGGGCGCUAUCGACGGAGGCUGCGGCCAGUGCGGCGGAGGGCCGCGACAGCGAGCGGCGGGCGGUGGUGGCGCUGGCGGUGGGGGCGGUGCACCGGGCGCGCGGCGGGCUGGCGAUGCAGGGCGCCGUGUCUGACAGCGUGGAUGCGCUGGUUGCGGCCGCCAGUCGGCCCGGCUCCAACAUCGCCGCCGCAUGGGUGCUGCACGCGCUGUGGCUGGUGGCGUGCAACAGCGGCGGCGCGUUCGUGCCGCGCGUGCGGACCGUCCUGCAGCUUGGGCAGGAGCUGCUGGUGAGCUCCUUUGAGUCGCCCGCGCUGCGCGCCGCCUGCGCGCGCCUGGCCAACGCUUCCGUCCUGGUGCUCGGGCCCGAGUUCACCCUGGGCAGCGCAGCCUACACACGCGCCAAGUGCCUCGUGGCUGCCAGUGGCGACCUCUCGGACCCGGCCGGGGACGCAGCCGGCGACGCAGCCGGCGGCGCGGACGCGGCUGGCGGCGGCGCGGAGGCCGCGGUGGGCGCGGCUGCCGGUGAUCUGGCGGACGGCGGCGACAGCGGUCUGGGCCGAGUGCUGUUUGUGCAGCAGAUCGUGCUGUUUGCGCCCCACGCCGUGCCGCCGGCCAAGCAUGUGCCGCUUCUGUUGGCGCACUUGCUGUCUCGCCAGCCCGAGCUGCGCGCCGCCUCGGCCCUCACGCUACGACACGUGGCGGAGCGCUCGGCCGCCGCGCUGGCGCCGGCGGAGGCCGCCCCCGCGCUGUUUGCGGCGCUGGAUGCGGAAAGCGACCCGCGCAUUGCGGGCCAGCUCCGCGCCACCAUUGCCACGGUGCUUGCCGCGUCGGCCUCCACGCAGCCGUCCUUCUGGCUGGCGCUCCUAAGCGAUGUAGUGUUUGCGGCCGGGCCGCCCUCGGCAGCGGCGGCGGCAGCAGCCGCAGCCGCAGCGGCGGCAGCAGCCGAGGCGCCGCGUGAUGGCGACGAUGACGAUGACGAGAAGGGGUACGGCGGCGGGGCGACGAGCACGUCCGCGGCGGCCAGCAAACCGGCGGGGACGGCAUCGGCGGGGCCCACAGGCGGAGGCAAGGCCGUGCGCUCGGUGCGGGAGGUGCUGACGGCGCCGCACCUGCGCACGCGUCACUUUGCCGCGGACUGCCUGCUGCGGCUGGUGCGGGUGUGUGUGGCGGAGGACGAGGGCCACCGCGACUCCUCCCUGCUGGAGCGACUGGGCGCAGGCGGCAGCAGCCGCAGCACCGGCAGCCUGCAGGGCGCGGGCGAGUGGGCAGACAGCGGCACGCCGGCGGCGGCUGCAAGCGCCUCGCUGCUGCAGGACCCGCUCAUUCUAAAGCUACAGACGCUGGUGGACGUGGGCUUCAAGCUGGCCACCAUCCCGCUGGAGUCGCUGCGGCCACACGGCGUGCGGCUGCUGACGCUGCUGGUGCAGCUGUUUGGGGACGUGGCCGACCCGCUGCUGGCAGGCGCCCGUCUCAUGGAGCAGUACCAGGCGCAGGUGGUGUCGGCGCUGCGCAGCUCCCUGGGCGCCCGACAGGCGGCCGCAGGAGGCCUGCCCGGAUUCUCAAACGCCGGCGCCAACGCGGCGGCUGCGGCCACCGCAGCGGCGGGCGGCGGCGGCGGCGGUCCGGCGGCGCUGGCGGGCACCGUGGCCGACCCGGUGCAGCACCCGCUGCUGCAGAUCGCGGGCGGCGUGUUGGCGACCACGUUCCUUGAAAGCGGCCUGGCGGCAGGCGACGCGGUGGUGAUGCGGCGGCUGAUGGAGCUGCUGUCGGCACCACUGGCGCCCGAGGCCUGGCCGGCGCUGCGCUACGAGCCGUACGCGGAGUGGGUGGGCGCGCGCGUGCGGGUGGAGCUGCUGCGGGCGCACGCGCAGUGCGCCGCCAUCGCGGCGGCGGCGGCAGCGCGCGGCGACGCGCUGUGCGCGGGCAUUGUGGCCAAGGCGCACGAGCCGCAUGCCGCACGGCUGCAGGCCGCCUGGGCGCUGCUGCUGCAGGAGCACGCCGUGCUGUGCUCGCAGCACGACGCCGUGUUGGCCGCCUACCACUCGCCGCUACUGGACGGGGAAGACCUGGCAGACCCGGCGGCAGCGGCCUCCGGCACAGGCACCCUCGGCUACACAAGCAGCAGCGCAGGCAACGGCAACAUCGGCUCCAGUUUUGCUGAAAUUGAGGAAGCAGACGCCGCGAAUGGUGAAGGGGCUGUCGUGGGGCAGGCCGCCGGGAGCGGUGGCGUGCUGACGCCGGCCCUGGCAGCGGUGCUGAGGCCCGUGUACGCGGCGGCGUGCCCCGCCGCGCUGGCCGCGCUCGCGGGCUCGCUGCCGCCGCCGGCAACGGUGGUGGCGACGCCCGCGUCCCGCUCGCAGUUCCACAGGCUGCUGGAGGUGGCGCUCAUGCUGCUGACCGACGCCUCGGCACGACUGGCGCAUGCCGUUGCGGCGGCGCUGCGCAGCGCGGGGCCAGCCGGCGGCAUCGACCUUGCGUCGCUGCCGCCGGGUGCAGGCGCAGCAGCAGCGGCGGCGGCGUCCAUGUGGUCGUCGGCGUCACCUCGUGUCGGCGCUAGUCACCACCACGGCGGCGGCAACGCGGACGGCUCGUUUGCGCACGUGCGCGACACCGCGAUGCGGCUAGCAGGCGUGCUGCGCGCACUGCAGCGGCUGCUGGCGGCGGGUUACGUCGGCGCGGCGGCGCCAGCCGAUGCCGCGCCCACGUCUACAGCAGCAGCAGCGGCGUCAGCUGGUGCACAGCAGCCGCUGGUGCCGGCGGCGGUGCUGCGUGACGUGCUGCGCGCGCUGGGCGGUGUGGCGGUGCACGCGCUCAUGCCGUUGCACUGGGCGCUGCUGGCGGGACAGGCGCCGGCGGCGCUGGCGGGGCUGCUGCCCGGGCUGGCGCUGCCCUGCUGCGCCAUGGUGCGGGAGCUGUGCGGCGCCGCGCCGGAGGACAGCCUUCAGGGCCCGGCGGCAGUGCCGUUGUCGGCAUUAUCUUCGGAAGCAGCAGCGGCAGCUGCAGGGGAGGGUGGAGAGGCGGACCACGAGGGCGAAGGGACGGAUGCGGAGGGAGAGGACGGCGCGGGGCCGGGGCCGGGCGGCAGCGUGGCGGCGGCCGCGGUGGAGACAGUGCUGCUGUUCACGUCCGUGUGCUGCCCCUUCGCGUGCGAGCGAGCGGCGUCCAACGGGCCAGCAGGCAGUAGCGGGCGGGGCGAGGGCAACGGGCAAGGGCAAGGGCAAGGGUUGCCGCCAUGGAUGGGGCCGUUAGGCGAGGCCGCGGGUGGACUGGCGGCGGCGCCGGGGUGCUUGCCACUGCCGGCGCCGGCGCCGGAGCAGGCCACGGCGCUUGCUCAGUGCACGGCGCAGGCGCUGGGGGCGGCACAGCUGCUGCUGCGGCGGUGCCCCUGGUCGGCGCUGCAGCCACACGUGGGACCGCUGCUGGAACUGCCGCUGCGGCUGCUGCUGACGUGCGCCUCGGGGGCCGCUGUCGCCCCGGUGGCGCAGCGCUACAUGGAGAACGCGGUGGCGGCGCUGGGGGCGCGGACGGGCGCCGGCACCGGCGGGGAUGCGGCUGCGUCGUGCGCAGCGGCCGCAGUGGCGGUGCUGUGCGACACACUCAGCCGCCACGUGGCCGCGCUCCAGGCGGCAGCGGGCAAGGCGGCGGGGCCGGAGCCGGAGGCUGCGCUCGUUCAGUCCCGGCUAGCUACGCUGGCGGCAGCGUGUUUGGGCUGUGGCGCGGCGCUGUCGGCAGCGGAGCAGCAGCCACCGCGGCCAGCGGUUGCGGCCGCGCGCGGCACGGUUGUUGCGGCUCUUACAGCGCCACUGGCACCUGAGGUGCCGCCGGCAGCGGCUCUGGCCGUGCUGGAGGCCGCGCGUGGCGCUGUGCAGGAGAGCGUGGCGGAGGACGCGGCGUCCGCGCGCGGGCGGUGGGCGCGGCUGCUGGUGGCGGCGCUGGUUGGACCAGCGGUGGUGCGUGUCGGCCCGCUCUUGACGGAGGCCAAGGCGCCACUUAGCGGCGAGGAGCAGUCGAUGGUGGGAGAGGCCAUCAAGCUGCUGGUACUAGCGUCAACCCUAGCGGCGGCGCAGGGCCAGCCGGCGCAGGAGGGCGUGAUGCAGGUGUUGGUGCCGCUGCUGAUGGAGGCCGCCGCGCCGGCUGCGGGCGCCGCCGCCGUGACGCCGCCCCUGCGUGACAUGGCGCUCAAGCUCAUCACCUCGCUGCCCGCGGCCGCCGCCGGUGCCGCCUUCAAGACACAGCUGGCGGCGCAGCCGGCGGCGGCCAAGCUGCGGCUGCAAGGCGCUCUGCGGGAGGCGGCCUCAGCGACAGCUGCGUCAGUGCAGGCUGCUCCGGCAGCGGCGGUUGCGCCUGCGGCAGCCGGCGGCGGAGUGCCGCCGCCGCCGCCUGGCGGCGCUGCCGGCGCAUCGGGCCGGCGGCCGGCAAUCCAGUUGAAGACGACGUUUGCCGUGCCGCUGCCUGGCAAAUAGACGUGGAACGAGCUGGCGGCGCUUCUAAUGCAUUGUUAUUGACUGUAACUCGUGACCCUUGUAGUGCGUUGCCACAGUGACGACCCUUGCGCGCCACAAGGCCUUUUAUGCAGCUGCGUGCAGCGUGUGUUAUUGGUGGUAGGUGUGCAGUAGACUGCGAAUGGUGUAACCGAGUACCAUAUGUAUGCGCGUGCGUGGGUUAGCGGGUGGCUACCGUUUACACGAUGCCGCUGGUUGGGCAAGAAUUAGACGUCUGAUGCGCACAAGGCCAUGACCAGAACAAUGCGGCCUUUCGUUUGAGUGCAACCGGACACACAUGCACGUCCAACAUGCUGCUCACGAUUCUAAUCUGUCCAUAAUGCGGCUAGCCUGCUAAUGCUAAUGCUACAGCCCUGCGUCUUGACUAA
Messenger RNA from Chlamydomonas reinhardtii, 8434 nucleotides. RefSeq lists its product as uncharacterized. The transcript has 26 exons. The record is from RefSeq and is a predicted model, not a curated record. Bases 81 to 8027 code for a protein of 2648 amino acids. Gene Ontology annotation, biological process: carbohydrate metabolic process. Lineage: Eukaryota; Viridiplantae; Chlorophyta; Chlorophyceae; Chlamydomonadales; Chlamydomonadaceae.